AUGGACGUGUCCGAUAUCCUUGCCUCGCAAAAAUCAAAAGAGAGGUCCACGGCUGUGGAGAAGGAGGUUCCUCUCGACGUAGACGCAGGCCUCCUCACAGUGACCGACUUGAACCCCGUCGACGCCGAAGAUUACAACUCCAGCGUCGAGGACUACCUACAGUCCGUAGCACGCGAUGGCGUGCAAGCCUUACUCGGCGCGUUGUUCUCGUUACCCACAUCGAGUUCGCCGGACGGCCCUGUUGCGCAACUACCACCCGCGACAACACAGCUUCCUCGCGCUAAGCCGUUACCCAAACCGAAGCCACCGACCAAGUGGGAACAGUUCGCUAAAGCGAAGGGUAUCCAGAAGAAACGCAAGGAUAAGGUUGUUUGGGACGAGGAGAAGCAAGAAUGGGUCAAUCGCUGGGGUCGUGAUGGGAAAAACAAGGAGAAGGAGACUCAGUGGGCGACCGAGGUUCCCGCCAACGCGGACGUGGAACAUAAUCCUGCCAAGGUCGCUAGAGACGCAAGAAAGGCGAGGGUGGCCAAGAACGAAAAACAAAAACUGCAGAAUAUGGCAAGGGCACAGGGUGUGGGUGAAAAAGAGAAGAGGAAAGUGGAUAUAGACCGCACUCUAGCGACCACGAGGAUAAGCACCGCAAGCUUGGGCCGCUUCGAUAAGACGCUUGAGGGAGAGAAGAAGCUGAAGGGGGUCAAGCGGAAGUUUACUCCCACCGAGUCCUCCGCUGCAGAGGAGAAAAAGGCAUCAUUGGCGUUGCUAUCAAAACUGGACAGCGACGCCAGGAAGAAAACUCGAAAAGACGAAACCGACAGCGGAGGAUCUGACGUACUUAACGUCCGCAAAGCCGUCCGAUUCGCUAGCAAAGGACAAGGCGGCGCGGCACUUGGAAGACAACAAGCGAAAGGACCACGGAAGGGCAAACGGUGAUCUCCUGGUGACCUACGCGGGCUUCUUCGGUAUGACAUGAUUCAUAUAUGGUUACAUGCUACACAUGCGACUGCCCGUAUCGGGCUAUACACAAGUCGGUUCUACUUGAGUGUAUUCUCGACAGGAAGACGGUCCAUCCUUGCCUUGCCUUCCUCAAUCCACUCCUUCUUCACUAAUCGAUCUCGGCUCGCAUAAUAUAGCUUGUACACGAGCCUGAUAGUUCCUUCGCUCACGCCAGCAACGGUGCUGAUGUCCUUCGCUGUCUUCCCCUUGCCUAACAGAUGCGAUGUGAAGUAGAUCGCGCCGCCCGCAAUAGACACAGGGCUCCUGCCGGCGGCAAUGCCGUGCUUGCUCGCUUCGACGAUGACUUCGCGGCAAACGUGCUGGACGUUGGGAGGAAGAUCGAGGUGGUUGCAAAACCGUAUGAGCAGGUCUUCGGGUCCAGGAAUCUUUCCUGGAGCCAACGAGUUCUGCGCCGUCGCACCGGAAUUCAGAUUGAAAGCCUGCUCCAGCGUCUUGUAACACUGCCCGAGCGCCUUUUUUGGCACCUUCGUGAGGUUGCAAAUUUCGCGGAAGGUUCGAGGCACGCGUGCCUGUCGACAUGCGAUGAAGAUACAUGCUGCCACGACGGCUUCAAAGGGUUUGCCGCGUAAAAGCUUUUCUUCGUCCGAACGUUUGUAAAGCUGCUUCGCGAUGUCGCUUAUGGUCUUCGGCAGGGUAAAUGCAUCGCAUAGUGUCGAAAUCUCACGAAACGCGGACAGUAUGUUUCGUUCAGAGCGGGAGGACUGGGACCGGGAUGCAGCGCGCUGCAACUCUCUGGCAACCCCGGAACCGCCGUCGCGGAAGGAAAUGACGGUAUCAAGUUGCUCGAUGCCGUCCAUCAGAGGAUCUGAAGCUGCUCCGACACGCGAUGGGUCGUCACCCUCGUCGUUGGCGAAUGU
Molecule: messenger RNA, 1871 nt
Organism: Punctularia strigosozonata HHB-11173 SS5
Lineage: Eukaryota; Fungi; Basidiomycota; Agaricomycetes; Corticiales; Punctulariaceae
Product: RRS1-domain-containing protein
Exons: 4
Coding region: 1-930 (309 amino acids)
Biological process (GO): ribosomal large subunit export from nucleus; ribosomal large subunit biogenesis; ribosome biogenesis
Cellular component (GO): nucleolus; preribosome, large subunit precursor; nucleus
Molecular function (GO): protein binding
Source: RefSeq, a predicted model, not a curated record